Prorocentrum cordatum is the source of this 895-nucleotide messenger RNA. The record is from the annotation of a GenBank genome assembly. Lineage: Eukaryota; Dinophyceae; Prorocentrales; Prorocentraceae.
CACCAUCGAGGCGCAUCUCGGCUCAAGAAGGAGCGCGCCCCGAGCCGAAGAGUGCACGGGGAACGGACGUCCCAGCGACGGCGAGCUGCCCCUCCUGGUGGACGUCCGCAGCACUUUUGGCCCGGGCCCCCUCGGCGCCACGCCUCGACGCCGCGCGCGGGUGGCGGCCCGCCCCCGGAAAGAGCAGAGGGCCCUCGCGCUGCGGCAGUCUGCAAGAACGAGAUGGCCAGGGCGCGCCGCCUCCUCCCAGCAGGCGUGCUGGCCUCGCCUCCGCCCGACUGAACGCCUCCCCCCCCCCACCCCCAUGGGGGCUCGCCGCCAGUCCAUGCCGGCGCCAGCGGCCGCCGCCCGCGGCCGGGCAGGGCGGGCGCCGGAGGGCGGCCAGGGCCGCCGCAAGCGGGCGCGGCCCGCCAGCGCGCCCGCUUGCGGGGGGCGCCCGAAGAAGGGGCGGCGGCCGCCGGGGCCCGCGGCUCGGGCUCCGGGGCCGACCGAGGCGGUGUCGGUGAAGGUGGCAGCGCUGCGGUCGGAGGGCACGUACGAGGACCUGCCGGCCUGGCUGGCAGACACGGGGCAGAACCUGUACGUGGGCAGGCGCGGCCGGGUCUUCGUGCACGACCGCGCCGGCGCCAGCCGGCGGGUCUUCCACUACGCGGGCUCCAAGUGGCAGAACCCCUUCGUCGUCGGCAGGGACGGCUCCCGCGAGGAGGUGUGCGCCAAGUUCCGCGCCGCGCUGCUCGGCGGAGAGCUCCGCGACCCCGCCGACGGGCUACCCCUGCGCGGCAAGCUGGCCGAGCUACGCGGCAAGCGCCUGGGGUGCUGGUGCUUGCCGUCGGCCUGCCACGCGCAGGUGCUCGCGGAGCUCGCGGAGGCCGCAGCGAGCGCCUCCGACCGAUAG